Molecule: messenger RNA, 4805 nt
Organism: Aplysia californica (California sea hare)
Lineage: Eukaryota; Metazoa; Mollusca; Gastropoda; Aplysiida; Aplysiidae
Product: V-type proton ATPase subunit B
Exons: 14
Coding region: 36-1586 (516 amino acids)
Biological process (GO): ATP metabolic process; proton transmembrane transport
Cellular component (GO): proton-transporting V-type ATPase, V1 domain
Molecular function (GO): ATP binding; proton-transporting ATPase activity, rotational mechanism
Source: RefSeq, a predicted model, not a curated record
GCGUGUGACCGUCACAUGAUCAACAACACAGCAAGAUGGCGACCAUCAAAGUGAACAACCUCAAUGGCCCUCUGGAUGAAAUUGCAGCUUUUCGAACCCAUAAACUAGCUGUUACCCGAGAUUAUAUAUCUCAACCAAAACUAACAUACAAGACUGUGUCUGGUGUAAAUGGACCACUGGUCAUUUUGGACAAUGUCAAGUUUCCCAAGUUUGCCGAAAUCGUUAACUUGGAAUUGGCAGAUGGAACCAAGAGGAGUGGACAGGUGUUGGAAGUCAUGGGUUCAAAAGCUGUCGUCCAGGUGUUUGAGGGAACCUCUGGUAUUGAUGCAAAACACACAAGGUGUGAGUUCACUGGAGACAUCUUGAGAAUGCCUGUCUCAGAGGACAUGUUUGGCCGAAUUUUCAAUGGAUCUGGAAAGCCUAUUGACAACGGACCCUCUGUAACUGCUGAGGAUUACCUGGACAUUCAAGGUCAGCCCAUCAACCCAUGGUCUCGUAUAUACCCCGAGGAAAUGAUUGAGACUGGCAUUUCUGCUAUCGACACGAUGAACAGUAUUGCCAGAGGACAAAAGAUUCCCAUCUUUUCAGCUGCUGGUCUUCCUCACAAUGAAAUUGCUGCCCAGAUUUGUCGACAGGCUGGUCUUGUGAAACUUCCAGGGAAGAGUGUGUUAGACGCCCAUGAAGAUAACUUUGCCAUCGUAUUUGCUGCUAUGGGUGUGAACAUGGAAGCUGCCCGAUUCUUCAAACAAGACUUCGAAGAGAAUGGUUCCAUGGAGAAUGUGUGCUUGUUCUUGAACUUGGCCAACGAUCCUACCAUUGAGCGUAUCAUCACCCCACGUAUUGCCCUGACUACAGCUGAGUACAUCGCCUACCAGUGUGAGAAGCAUAUCCUGGUCAUCCUCACUGACAUGAGCUCCUACGCUGAGGCCUUGAGAGAGGUGUCUGCUGCUAGAGAAGAGGUGCCGGGACGUCGUGGUUUCCCUGGUUACAUGUACACCGAUUUGGCCACCAUUUAUGAGAGGGCCGGUCGUGUUGAGGGAAGGAACGGAUCUAUCACACAGAUUCCUAUCCUCACUAUGCCCAACGAUGACAUUACCCAUCCAAUUCCUGAUCUGACUGGUUACAUCACUGAGGGACAAAUGUACGUCGACAGACAGCUGCACAAUCGUCAGAUUUACCCACCAAUCAACGUGCUCCCAUCACUGUCUCGUUUGAUGAAAUCUGCCAUUGGAGAAGGCAUGACCAGGGCUGAUCAUGCUGAUGUGUCAAACCAGCUGUAUGCAUGCUACGCUAUUGGCAAAGACGUUCAGGCCAUGAAAGCUGUGGUGGGAGAAGAGGCUUUGACCCCGGAGGAUUUGUUGUACCUGGAAUUUUUGGGCAAAUUCGAAAAGAACUUCAUCACUCAAGGCCAUUACGAAAAGAGAACUAUCUUCGAGUCCCUGGACAUUGGCUGGCAGCUGCUGAGAAUUUUCCCCAAGGAGAUGCUCAAGAGAAUCCCCCAAGCCACUCUCCAGAAGUACUACUCAAGGUCAUCAGAGGCUGCCUCUUCAAGUCAACAGGCAUCUGCCGAAGUUACCCAGUUAUAAUGAAGAUAGUGAGAAGCCUUUUAGUGUUUUAUUUAAGCUGAAAUUUCAAAACCUAUUGAAAAAUGUUGUCACUAGUGAUAAGUUUUCUGCCUCUAAAAAUUUUCGGGUACUUUGGAUUUGCUUGGAGUCUGAAAAAAGCGCCAUGCUCUAUAGAUUCUUUAGUUUGGUUUUUGGUUGAGCCAAUGUUCUGAUAUAAAAUAUUUUUUAGUCUACUUUUUUUUGUUUCUUCCCUGCAACAUCAUUCUUUCAUUUUUGUUCUUUAUAAAUAUAUUUUAAAAUCGUAAGUGCAGUUUGCAUUUACAUGAGUAGUUAAGUACUAUUUCUAGAUUUGACAUUUUGGUGUAAGUUCACAAAACUGCUUGGUUCUUUGGCCUAGCUCUUAGUGGAAGUGUGUUAUUCCAUUCCUUGAUGUGUAUAGUUUAGAACAAAGGAUUUGAACAACAAAAGUCAUGGGUUAUGUCUGUAAUUUGAGGCAGUCUAUGUCUUUUCAAGCUGUACAUGACAAGAAUAAGAGAAUAGUAUGAUGAUGGUGAUGUCCUCUGGGCAGAGCAGUAGAGGGCCUUUUGUGUCAGCAUGACUGUAAUGGUGGGUCUAUGCUCUCUUUGCCACGAGGCAUCUGUUGUUACACCUCUACUUAGUGUAUCUGUGAGCAAAGUUGUUUCUCCGUUGGAAGUACAUGCACUAUCAUCGCCAUGUGUUCAGACUAAGGUGAUCAAUUUAAGAAAUACCAGCUUUAAUGGCUUUGACAUUAAGGGUUUGUCACAUUCCUUCAGAAUAUGGAGAACAAAUAUCUAGUUGGAUGCAUGCUGUCAGCAUGCUGGUGUGACACUUGUAAAGCUCUCUGGCCGUUCUUGCUUUGUAUGAGUUAGAUCGUCGGAAAAUGUGAAAAGCAAUUAACUGUGAUUAAUCAGACGCCAAUGUGUAAGUGAUCGAAAUGUUUAUUUGAAUGGAGUGCUUUGUAUGUUUUAAGUGAUGUAACUUUUUUCAACAAGGUGCAAUGCCUUGUUAUUUUAUAUUUAUGUAUGUAAUCAGGUUAAUUGUGGUGCUGCGUAUGGUGUAUGGUUAUCUUUGUACAUUCCUGUAGUUGUGCAUUUUAAGUUUAAAAAUGCCCAGCAGUUUGUGACUGGAGCACAUAUGUAGACGAUGCACAAGCUCAAAGGAUAAAACUUGUAAGCAACUUGUUUCAUAUGUGUAAGCACCUGGUAUUUGAAGCACAAUAUUUGUCAAUUGGCAUAAGUGGUGGCAAGAAAGUGGUCUGAGUGUUGUCUGUCCGAGUUGAUGUUGCAUGUGCGUGUUUUUUCCUUCUCUGUCUCUAAAUGUCUGGUUAUUGUAGCCUGUUUCAUUGUUUUCAUGUCAUUUCAUAACUCCACGUGUAGCUGAGUGGUGUCCCUAGUUUUGCUCAGUGGCCAGUUUUUUCGUAUUGUCAGCUGAUCUAGUAAAUGUUAAAGAUCUCACGAGAAUUUUGAAUUCCCAUCAGUUAUGUCUUCUAUGCGCAAUGAAUGUGUCAUAGGUUCAAGUUUCCUACCAUUGGAUGUUUCAAAACAAGUGUCUUUCCUCUUAGCUAGAAUAAGUUCUGGGUUUUUGCCAGUUACUUCCUCAUCUAAUGAUGUUUUAUGCCAGAGCUUUUGUUUCUGCUUUCUUUCCUCGUGGGUUUAUUUUAGAUUUUUAGAGGAAAGCUGUAAGCUUCAAUUUACAGCCCAUUUCAAUGUCAAUUUACAAAAAAAAACCCAACAUAGUUCUAGUGCCAUAUAUCAAAGUUUGUUUGAAAGUUUUGAAAUGGACUACAGACUAAAUUUCUAGAUUUCUUGCAACCUUGGAACAGAAGUUGUGUCACUAUUGGGAGUAGUGCAUUGAAUGGAUGGUCUUGGCAGUAGCAGAUUAUAUGGGUAUUCAGGUCAUUGAGCAGUUGGAAAAACAAAGUAGACAGUUAGCGUACUGGCACUGGUCCUGACAGUUAGCUGGCUAUUUGUAAAUUCGGUGUUUGAGAUCAUUGCUCUGUUUUUGUGUUUACAACAUAUUUUUCCUAGACAAAAGAAAUAGACGAUCUAUGCGAUCUAUGCGGUAGGCUAGUCACUGUUACCUGUUUCUUGUAUUCUGUUGUGUUUGUGAAUUCAUUAUGCAGUAUGUAUGUAUAUAUUGAACACAUUUUGUCCUCUUUAUAGCACAGGGAAGUUUUCUGGUUUUGUCAUUUUCCUUGAGGGACCACUUUUUCCAGCAAUAACUCAUUUCUUGAAAAGCCUGCCAUACAUGCAACAGCUGUAAACUGCUGGAAAAGAAACUACAAGACAAUAACUUUUUUCUACUGGUGAGGAUCUUCUGUACUUUUUCUUACAAUGCACUUACGAAGAAAAAGAUAUAUCUUUUCCUUUGUGUGUUUAGUUGAGAACAUAAUAUAUGAGAUGAUGGAUUUAAUAUUAUAAUGUUACAAAACUUGCUUUAAGUAAAAAUCUUUUGCUUGUGGCAAGUUUUGUUCUCAGAAACUAGUUUCCUAUCAUGUUUGUUUACUUUUUGGUUGUUUUGGGGUUUUUUCUCUGUAUCUUGACUCCCAGUGAUUUAAGCCACAAACCAUAAUCAAGUCAAGCAAAAAUAUAAAGCACAGAUUUGAAUUUUUCUUAUUCAAAUCAACUUUUCUCUUUUGCCAGGUACUGUAGUAAAUAAUUUCCUUGUCACUGUAAAUGAUGAAAUGUUAAUGUGGAAGCUCCCUGUAAGGUCAAGUUGGAAACAGUUUUUUCACUGGGCAAUGAAUAAUGUGAUUUUUUUGUUGUUGGUGUGACUCUACGAAUCUCACAUCUUAGCCUGCUUGUCACUCGAUUGGAAAAAUCCCGACUGGUUAAGUGUGAACCACAUACCAUUAUGCUUUGUAACAAUAUUCUAGUCAGAAUUUUGGUACUGUGAGCUUAUCGCCUAGCACUACUUAUUUAGAUUUAGAGUGUAACAAGAACAUACAGUCUUGAUUCAGUCCAGUCUCAUCAAAGCCUUUUUUUUUCUGAUCACAAUUUUGUACUAGACUGUUUCCUCCGUUUUGCCUUCCUUUUUAUUUUUUUUUAUCAAAACAAGCUUACAUCACAAUUUUUUUAGAAUGGUCACCGUCCUUUUCUCAUUGAUCUGUUGGUCAUUACUGUCAUUCUUAACCAGACACCAUUGGUUGUAUAUGAUGCUAAUCAAAUAUGUAUAGUGACAUGUAUGUAGCCUCUGAAAUAAAAUGUGUCAAAUAAAAAA